Messenger RNA from Papilio machaon (common yellow swallowtail), 950 nucleotides. RefSeq lists its product as uncharacterized. The transcript is spliced from 4 exons. Bases 183 to 950 code for a protein of 255 amino acids. The record is from RefSeq and is a predicted model, not a curated record. Lineage: Eukaryota; Metazoa; Arthropoda; Insecta; Lepidoptera; Papilionidae.
GCACGCUUAAAAGAUACUCAAUUGACCAUUGUGAAAUUUAAAAUUUAAUGCGACUUACCCCUACUUCCGGCGAGUCGGGGACGGGGUGAGACGCCAUUUGGAGAUCAUUUGGAGAUCAUUCCCUUUUCGUGCACGGUGACAACAACACGCGUCAACUUUAAAACUAGUUGAAGAAAGAAACAAUGUCGAAACGAAGCGCUGAAGAACAAAUAAUACAUUACGAACGCAAGAUCAGAAAAUUAAGAGAACGCAAAAUUGGACGACGUCGCCGAAUUCGAAUCAUAUCAGAUUCUUCGGAUAAUGAAGAUGUUGAAGUUUCGGAGCAAGGCCUUGCGCCACAAAUCACUGAGCCGGAGCCCGACGUGGAGCCCGAGGUCACGCCCGAUCCCGAACUCGCUCCGGACCUUGGUCCUUUACCAGAUACAAGAGACCAACCAGGUGAUCCAGAGUUGGACCCUGAUCUUUUAGAAGCCCUCGCCCUCAAUCCACAAGCAACCGCUCUUCAAACUCGGGAAACUGGUCCGGCCCGCCCCGGUAUUCGUCGAUUCGCGGCAACCGAGGCGGGAAGAAAACAACAUCGCAGAACCGUCGCUCAUACCCGAGCUCGUCGCAACAGCAGUCAGCGUCGAAGCCCGCAGCAGCGAACAAGCCGCGUGCUCCGGCAACGCAGUAACUCAGGUGUGUCAGAGAAAACUGUAACAAGAAUCACAAAAGAAGGUAUAACAGCGGCGAGUACUUCGAAAAAAAUUGUCACCCCAGGGAAGAGUCGCCCGCAUCCGAAAAAGUUCGACUUUUCUGACCAUGGAUCAGGACUCUGGUACAAGUGGUGGAGGCCAACUAAGAAGGAAAACCUUACAAAUCUACCACCGCGAGUAUAUGAAGAUGUUAAAGAAAAUCGAAGCCAAGACCCUGAGUUCCCAGCAACAUUUUCGCUUAAAGUUCUCAAAUAG